Messenger RNA from Dufourea novaeangliae, 2217 nucleotides. It is a transcript of the gene cos, whose product is annotated as kinesin-like protein costa. The record is from RefSeq and is a predicted model, not a curated record. The coding region runs from base 1 to 2217 and encodes 738 amino acids. The transcript is spliced from 2 exons. Lineage: Eukaryota; Metazoa; Arthropoda; Insecta; Hymenoptera; Halictidae.
AUGCAGAGAGUGCAAAAGUCAGAUGAGAAUGAAGAGCAAGAAGAUCAGGAAGAAGAUGAGGAAGAAGAAGAGAAAACAGAUGAAGAUUAUUGCGACACAAAUUCAGAACCUCUUAAUCAGAAAGCAACAAAACCAAUUAGAAUUGACAGAAAUACAGGUUUUAAUAAACUCGUUAAAGUAGAAGAGCAUAACUCAAGAAGUAACUGUUUAACGUGUUCAAUAUGCUUGGGAAGUAAACUGUCUGAUGAUAAAGAAGGAGUUGAAAUUGAUGAGGAGGAAACUGAUGAAGAUGAAGAAGAACAAGAAGAUGAAUCUGUUGAUGAUGAAGAGGAGGAUGAAGAUGACUAUGUGACACGUUUAGAAAAUUCAGUUUUUCAAGAGAAAUUAAGCGAAUACAUGAAGGAGUUUAAAAUACAAACAGAUGACAUCAUUAAAACAGAAACAUAUGAUAUUGUUAAGUCAGAAACGCAUGAGAGCAUGUGUCAAUCUAUAAAGCCUGUUCCACUUAGACGUAGAAAUUCGAGAAGGAACUCCAUCCUUCCGGGAUCUGAAAUGUGUAACGAAAUAUUAGCUUUUAACAAUACUUUAAAAUCUAAUCAAAAUCAAAUGCUGAAUAACAAAAUAAUAAAGUUCCCUGCUACAGAAAUUGUACAUACUCAUAUACCUGAACCAAUUACUAAACAAAAUCUUGCAAAUGAUAAGAAUAAUUCUACAGAUUUAUUACUUGAUGUUCUUGAAAUAAAGAAAUUACCAGAACCCAUAAAAGAACUAAAAACUUUGAUGUCAAACAAUGAUGCAAAGCAAACUCAAGUAAAGAAAAUUCAGUUGAGUUUAGAAGAAGCCCAUAAACAUAUGAAAGAGCUUAAAUCGACUGUCAAAAUUAGACUAUUUAUGAUGGAAGAUUUAGCAAAGAAUGAAAACACAGUUGCUAAGGCUGCGGCAAAAUUUGAACAUAAAAGGAGUGAAUUGGAAAAAAAGUGUUCGCAAACAGAAUCAAAAAUAUCUGAAGUAAAAUCUAGGCCUGAUUAUGAUUUCUUUUACAAGAAACCUCUUUUGAAAAAGAAAAUCGAAUUAUAUAGAAACAGGACGAUUUAUUAUAAGAACAGAUUGAGGGACAUUGCAAUGAUACAUCAGACUGCACUUGAAUCAUUUAAAAAUAGUAGCAAAAUUUGGAAAUCACUGAAUGCCUCUACAGAGGAAAUGAUCAAUUUAAAGAGGCAAUUAAUGACAGAAGUGGAACGUAAACAACAACUGGAAGACGAACUUGCAGAAGAUCAAAAGAAAAUUCAUGAACUGGAAGAAAAAUACAAUUUAACUGCUUCUAAAGUCAAAGAUAUACCAUCGGACAAUGAAGAUGGAAAAAUGAAUGAUAAAUCGAAAAGUAGUCAUCCUGAUAAGAAAAAAAAUUUAUUAGAUGUCAGUGCAAGAAUAACACAUCUUGAUACUGUUUUAAAAGAAAAAUCUAUAGAUUUGGAAAGAACGGCAGAUAUAGACGAAAAGGAAGCUCUGCGUCACGAAAUUCAGAAUUUAAGGCGUACCAGAGAUUGUUUAGUAGAUGAAAAAUGCGAUCUCGAUGAGAAGUUUCAAAAAGAAAAAGCAUUGUCCACUGUAGAGGAACGAAAAUUAUUGGAAUGUGGUGAAACCAUCGAAGCUAUUGAUGCUAUGAUCGAACACAAAAAUGAAAUGAUAUGCGGUAGAAAAGGUUUCGAUGAAAAUCAAGCACAACGCGAGAAAGGAGAGAGAAUGUUAAUGGAAAGACUGGCAAAACUAUCAGACGGAGAAAUGAAAACGUUAUUCUAUAAAUAUUUCUUAAAAGUAAUUGAUUUAAAGGAAAGCUCAAAGAACCUAGAAGUCCAAGUUGCAGAAUUAGAGGGCCAUAUAGAAACACAGAAAUGGGAAAUACAUACUCUCACAAACGCAUUGAAACAGACAAAGUUGGAGGCUGAGAGAAGAAUCGCACUAAUGCAACGGAAGUAUGAGCAGAAAUUGCUUGCUAUGUACAGACACAUUGGAGAGGAAACAAGUAGUUCUGGGCCUGAAACACUAGAUACAGAUACAGAACUUGCUAGACAUAUAGAACAAAAUGAAAAUUAUCCAUACCCAGUCAGGAUACCACCACCAGCGAACGCAGUUCAGGGACCAACAACCAAAGUAACUAAGGAACGAAAUAAACUGAUAAUACAAAAAACAACCAGCCGUGAUAAAAGAAGGAAGUGA